Messenger RNA from Seminavis robusta, 858 nucleotides. Lineage: Eukaryota; Bacillariophyta; Bacillariophyceae; Naviculales; Naviculaceae. The record is from the annotation of a GenBank genome assembly.
AUGCCUUCACAAGCCACCAUGAGCACGAAGGACUCGCCUGUGGAAGCCCCAAGCAAGAGCAGGAGCGUCAAAGAGGAGGGAAGUUCGCCUGAAUCGCAGGCAAGCGGCAACACCGAGGCAAGUGGCAACACCGAGGCGACCACUGGGACGACCUCGACGGUUGUGCCUCCCGGAGAAGAAGGGGAGGAGGAGGAAAUCGAUCAAGAGGGAAUUCCCGACGAAAUCAAGAACAAAGUUUACCCCCCUGGUGAAGAAGGAGAGUUUCAGCUCCUCGAAGACAUUGAGAACGACGGGACGCUAGACGACGUCGACAUUGAGCUGAACAGCAAAGGAAUCCCCCAUUUGAAGAUAUCUCCCUCGAAAUUUCAUCAGCAAUCCGUCUAUUCGAUCCAGUACGAAAUCGAUAAUUCCCAGGAGGAAAAAGACUCUUUGCUUUGUGAUACUGUGUUCGCUCUCCAACUUGGUCCGAAACUUUCGAGAGACCCUGAUUUGGCAGUUUGGGGGAAGGAACGCUUGGACAAAGAGAAAUCUGGUCGUCCUGUACCAAAGUCUAAGGCGAUUCCCGAGUUGGACGGGGAACCGUUCAUGAACCCGCACGUAAACUUUGAGUAUAGUUGGACACAUGGUUUGAAGAGUGAUGAAAUCCCCAAAUUCAAGCUGCAAAUGGACGACCAUUAUGAAUCUUUGGGAGAUAUCAAGUUGGGGUUUCUCAUCAAGACUAUCCUCACCAGUGGAACGAAGUACCCCAAAAAAGAGAUCCCAUUGUGUGGAUUUGAUAUUUAUGAAGCUCAUACUCGUGAGGGCCGAAUCUUGGUUCCUGGGAAGAAGAGAAAAAAAAGAGAGAGGAGAGGAUUGUAG